Molecule: messenger RNA, 6317 nt
Organism: Sceloporus undulatus (fence lizard)
Lineage: Eukaryota; Metazoa; Chordata; Lepidosauria; Squamata; Phrynosomatidae
Gene: HOMER1
Product: homer scaffold protein 1
Exons: 9
Coding region: 1985-3049 (354 amino acids)
Biological process (GO): G protein-coupled glutamate receptor signaling pathway; regulation of store-operated calcium entry
Cellular component (GO): plasma membrane; cytoplasm; dendrite
Molecular function (GO): G protein-coupled glutamate receptor binding
Source: RefSeq, a predicted model, not a curated record
GCUCCUGCCGCGCGCGCCCUGACUGGGAAGAGGCAGAGGAGGCAGAGGAGGGCGAGGGAGGCUGUGGGAUAAACUGCGAGCCCUGGCACCAGGCAGAAACAUAGCCCUCCGCGAGCAAAGCUGCCCAGCUGAAGGGCCGCUCCAUGCGCUGAGGCAGCCUUGGUACCCUCUCUUCCCCUCCAUCAUCCUUUCAUUCUGGCGGUGGGCGCAGAGGAAGGGACCGCAGGACCAAGCCAGAGAGAGAGAGAGAGAGAGAGAGAGAGUCGGGUGCCUUCUCCAUCCCUCCCUCUGUCCUCCCAGGCCCCGAGGAGAGCGGGAGGAGGCGCAGCAGCCUCAGCGGCCCUCUGCCUGCCUUGCUGCCUGGCUGAGCGGGAGAGGGACGGACGGAGGGACUGACUGACUGGCCGCCUGAGGCAGAGGCGUGUGCGCGGGAGCCGAGGGAGAGGAGGGAGGUGUGAGGAGGAGAAAGCUUGAGGAAGAGAGGAGGCGGCGGAGGCUCAGGAGCCGAGCACGGAUUGAACCCUGGGCUUGGAAGCCCCCGCCUGAGGAGGAGGCCUGAGGGGCUGGGGGCAAAGCAGGACUCCCCCCUCCUCCUCCUCUUCCCUCCUGCUAAUCCUCCUCUUCGCCCUCCCUCCUCUUCUUCCUCCCUCCUCCCCUCCUUUUCUUCCCUCCCUCUUCCUUCUCCUUUUCUUCCUCUCCCUCCCUCCCUCCUCUUCCUCCUCUUCCCUCCCGUUUUCUCCGCAGCGGCAGCCCAAGCUGUGGCUCCUCCGCUGCUGCUGCUGCAGAAGAAGAAGAGGCAGAAGAAGCGGCAGAAGCAGCCGAGGGGGCGAGGGGCUCCGUGGCUGCCGCUGCCACUCCUCCUCCUGCUGCCCCCCCCCUCUCUCUCUUUCUGCUGCUGGGCCUGAUUGAUGGCGGUGCCCGGGGCCAGCAGAUGGAAGAAGGCUGGCCCCCGCUGCAGAAGAAGCCGCGGGCGUGAAUGAGGGGGGCUGGCCUGGCCUCGCCUCCUCCCCGCCGGGAUAAGAAGAAGGACAGGCAGCGGCAGCGGGGCCUCUCUCCCUCUCCAGCCCCGGGGAGCUUGCAUCUCUGCCUCCAUCUCCCUCCUCGGCUCUUUGCGGAGGGGAUGCGCGGCCGGUGCCUCGCCACAGCCGCCCUCCUCCUCCAGGAGCCCGAUGUCAGCACCGGCCCAAGGGCUCCUGCUGCUGCUGCUGCUGCUUCCUCUUCGCCUCCUUCCUGCCCCUUCUGCUUGUUGGGGAAAUGAGGCGAGGGCCCCCCUCUUCCUCCGGGUGCUGCUGCCUCCGACGGCGGGGGUGUUAGCAGGAGAAGGCGCCAGGGCUGCGCACUCCGCCAGCCCCCUCUGCCCCUGAGCCAGGAGCAGCCGCCGGGCACUGGGCAAGGGCUGCUCCGGCUGCUGCUGCUGCUGCUCUUGCUCCAGGAUUCGUUCUUCUUGUUUCUACACUAUUUCUCUUUCCCUCCCCCGAUCCUCCUCUGGGCCAGAGGCUGGCCAGGGCUCCCCUUCUCCCUGCAGACCGAGGAUUGUGCUGCUCCUUCUCCUCCUUGCUGCUGGAUCUGUAGCGCAGAGGAGGCCAUGGGGGAGAGGCUCCUCGGACUGGCUCCCUAGGCACACACGCCCCGGGCGACUACUCCGGGUUGUAAGAGAGACAUCGAUUUAUCCACACACACAUAUAUAUUUCCACCCCCCCCCCCGCUCUGCUCCCUCAUGCCUGGAGGCGUCUGCCUGUAAAGCCCAUCGCUGAGCAAGGCCACCUGGAUUUCGUGGAAACACCUGGCAGAGGGACCACGGCGGAAGGCAAAGGAUUGCCAACCGAGGAGGAAGAGGAGGAAGAAGAAGAGGAGGAGGAGGAUCGAGCCUUGCUAACUGCCAUCCCCUCUUCCCCCAGGCAUUGGGGGGAUAAAGUGAAAUAAAGGAUCUCCUUGGAGGAAUUGGCCAGCCAAGCAACCCACGCCGCACGCCUCCUUGGUCAUCAUGGGGGAACAACCCAUCUACAGCACCCGAGCUCAUGUCUUCCAGAUUGAUCCUAACACGAAGAAAAACUGGGUUCCCACCAGCAAGCAUGCUGUUACAGUGUCCUACUUCUAUGACAGCACAAGAAAUGUCUAUAGGAUAAUCAGCUUGGAUGGCUCAAAGGCAAUAAUAAAUAGUACCAUCACUCCCAACAUGACAUUCACAAAAACAUCACAGAAGUUUGGUCAGUGGGCAGAUAGCAGAGCAAAUACUGUUUAUGGCUUGGGAUUUUCCUCUGAACAUCAUCUGUCGAAAUUUGCAGAAAAAUUUCAGGAAUUCAAAGAAGCUGCACGACUAGCUAAAGAAAAAUCCCAGGAAAAGAUGGAAUUAACAAGUACACCCUCACAGGAAUCUGCAGGUGAUAUUCAAUCUCCUCUUACGCCUGAGAGCAUUAAUGGAACAGACGAUGAAAGGACUACCCCUGAAGUGACGCAAAACUCAGAACCAAGGGCUGAACCAACCCAGAAUGCAUUGCCAUUUGCUCAUAGCUCAGCAAUCAGCAAGCACUGGGAGGCAGAACUUGCCACACUCAAGGGUAACAACGCCAAGCUUACAGCAGCUCUGCUUGAGUCCACUGCCAAUGUGAAACAAUGGAAACAACAGCUUGCUGCAUAUCAAGAGGAAGCAGAACGUCUGCAUAAGCGAGUGACUGAGCUGGAGUGUGUGAGUAGUCAAGCAAAUGCUGUCCAUACUCACAAAACAGAGUUAAACCAGACAAUACAAGAAUUAGAAGCAACGCUGAAGAAAAAAGAAGAGGAAAUAGAAAAACUGAGACAAGAAAUUGAUAAUGCAAGAGAGCUUCAGGCACAGAGAGACUCCUUAACGCAGAAGCUACAAGAAGUGGAAGUGCGAAACAAAGACCUGGAAGGACAACUAUCUGAUCUGGAGCAGCGUCUGGAGAAAAGUCAGAGUGAACAAGAAGCUUUUCGCAAUAACUUGAAAACACUUUUAGAAAUUCUUGAUGGCAAAAUCUUUGAACUAACAGAACUACGAGAUAACCUGGCCAAGCUAAUAGAAUGCAGCUAAAGGAAAUGGGAAUUCAGUGCCAACCUUCUUAAAGAUGCACUGUCUCUCUUCAUAGGACUUUGUUGGGCUCUGCAUCAAAGUUGCACAAAAUUAGGAAAAUGCUCUUCCAGGAGGGCCUGUUUUAAAUUUUCAACAGUAUAUUUCAGUGUAAAAUUUUAGAAUUCAGCUUGUAGCUAGUUGGAAAAAAAAUAACUUGAAUUACAAAUUACCUCCUUGUAUAUAAUUGGCCAUAGAUAACUCGAAAGAUAUUAACAGUAAUUGAAUGCAAUCCUUUUCUAAUUAUUAGACAGUGAAAUAAUGAGAAGUACCCCAAAUGGCAUACCUUCUAGUGUUAGACACAAUGUAGAUCUGUUUUAUUUUAUUUUCUUGAUCAAGGUACCUAAUAGCUGUGUUUUGUGCAAGAACUUUGUGAUGACAGCCCUGUCUUUUGUUGUAAUCUUAAUCAUUUCUCAGGAUAUUUUGCACUGUUGAGAAACAGUGCAUUAACAAUUAAUUCUUGCCAGGAGUGAGAGAGCUUUGCAUCUUUAAUUAAAGCCUAGUGAAUAACUGCUUGUAUAGAGUUCUUCCCUUUUUUAUACUGGAAGAUACUGUAUUUAUUUAUGAUGUUCACUCUGGUGUUUAACAAUAUUGUCCAGUGUAAGGUUUACUUUUCCCUGCUUUUAGUCCAUGUAUGUAGAAGUUCUGUAUUCCAUUUUGUUACACAUUUUGAAGCCAAUCUGUGAAGACAGGUGAGUCCCUCAAAAGUAUUUUAAAAUUCCCUAUACACGGAUAAGUAUAAGGGUCAAUCUAGUCUUUUUAAAUGUCACAUGGGUUUAUUUCAUGGUGUUACUGAGAUACAUUUUAAUAAUUUAUUUAGCAAAAAACCUUAAUGCUGUAGAAAUAGAGUCAUAGACAGAGCAUUCUCUUUAUGUUGACCUCCCUUGCUCAGUCACUUUCUUUUUUAAGACCCAGUAGAAUGGUAAGAAAUUGAUACAGGAUUUCUCGCUCUCUCAUUUUCUAUGUGUUGGGAUCUUCACGUCUUAUCAAAAAACCACACCAGGCAAUAUUCUGAAUUCAAAACAGGAACUGAAUUCAGUUAUCCUCAGUGAACAUGUUUUAAAGUUGUUUUGAUGUAAUUUACAAAAGACUUUUGCCAAACAUGUAUUUCUUUAUAUAUUUUUUAAUUUAAAGAGAAAAAAACCUGAAAAGUAAGCCAAGUGUCAGAUUUCUGCUUACUGAAUGGAAACUGCAUUAUGGGACAGUCUUGCUGUAAACUGUCUAAUAUUGGAGAGGAUUUUAAAAUAGGAAUGAAAAAGAAUCAACCACAAAGAUGCACUGACCUUUUUAUUUACACCCAAAUUAAUUUGAAUGUUAAAUACAAAAUCCAGCUUCAAUAUAAACUCUGUACAAAAGGCAAUUUUUCCACUUAAGGACUGCUAUUCAAAACUAGAUAAUAUAAGUCGGGUUUUUUAUGUGUGUACUGUAUGUAUAUACUGUAUAAUACACGCAUUCUGAUUUGUAUUCAAAGUGGGAGAAGAUACAUGGUUUAAUUUGUAAAAUGCCAUUUUCUUUAUCUGUAAUCUAACAGCUGUCUCCUGAAAUGUCAGGAUUACUGUUUAAUGAAACACUAAAUUAUCAUGUAUUAUACUGUAUGUACUGUACACAUCAUUUACAUUUCAUCCCUAUUUUAGACUAUUUUAUCACUUUAUUUAUUUAUUAUUGGGGAAAAUAUUUUUCAUUACAUUCAUAGGUAAAAGCUUUCUAUGGUGAGUUGUUUUUUUCUUUUUUAAACUUAAUAGUUAGAUGUUGAUGAUGUGUAAUUUUAUGAGGUCCAGGACAGUCGUGAUUACCUGAUUUUAAUUUACCUGGAGACGUUUGUACCUGAUUCUCUUACUAUAUGAGUGUCAAUUGGAAACAUCUUCAGCAAAGUAUAAAAUUGGUGUAAUUGUGAAAGGAAUGAAGUAUGUACAUGCUGAGUGUUCUUAAUUAUAACAAGUUAGAACAAAAAUUCGAUGGCAAAAAAAAGUAACAUUAUUUUUAAUGAGAUCAAAACUUUUAAUACAACAUUUACCAGGUGGGAAAACAGUUUACAAAAUAUUUCCACUUAAAUGCUGUGUAUAUGUGUGGUACAAAAAAUUUCUUUGUAUAUGUACACACACAUAUGUAUAUAUACAAUACAUGGAAAAAAUUUAAAUGUGCACAUUUUUAAUAUUUUCCUAUUGAAAUUAAAUUUAAAAAUUGGAAAUCAAUAUUUGAGAAUUUCUUUUCUCAUGUAUAUUAAGAUGCUUGACUUUGGGUUCUUAUGUUUGUAAAAAAAUAAAAUCUAUGAGGGCUGCACCAUUGAAUUUCCCAAAAAAGUCAUCUAAUAUGUAUAUGGGAUAAGGUGGACUUAAGUGCACAUAUAAAUGAAAUCCUAUUGUUAAGAAUAUUUUAAUGAUCAUUUUCCAGUAGGUGGGCAUUUAGAAAUUGUACUCUAGGAAUUGUACUCUGAAGUUCCUAAUUAGGAGUUCAUACCUACUGUAGGUUCAAUACUUCUGUAUUAAGAAAAUAAUUGGCAUAUGGGAAAAGGUUAUGCUGUUUCUCAGAAACAGGUAUUAUGUAUUGUAUUUAUCAUAAGAUAAACUGUGGGGAUAUAUACAUGCAAGAAAAUAAUGUUGGGUAUUAUAGACUUCUGAAACAUGCAAAGAACUUGCAUAGAAGAACAAUCAUAUUGUGUAUAACUUGGUAUAUGACAAGUAUGGAAUCUUGUUUUUAAAAAAAACCUUUUAAAACCCAACAAAAUACAGUUUUUAUUUUGAAAUACAGUUGUUGUUCCAGAGAAUGUAAUUUACUCAUUUAUUUUCUUCUUGAACUGUUGAAUGGAUGGCAGCAUUUACCUUAAUCCUUCAGGUGCUACUGGGUUUUCAAUUAGAGUGUCAUGUUGUGCAAUUCUGAUUUUGACAUAAAAUGGUUUUCUAAGUAUAUCCCUGUUUGGAAGCUGGUUAUUGCAGCCUCUUACUUAUAACUCUGUCCAAGAAUGUUGUAGCCACUUUAUUCAUCCAGCACCAACUCCAGAAUUAGUUGCUCCCAGAGCAUAGGAUUCAGCCAGUGAGGAUAACCAGCACAGUUGCUUGACUUCAGCUCAGUCCUGUGCAUCUUUACUCAAAGUUAAGCCACUCUUUGUCUGGUGAGGAUUCCUCUCUAAUAAAUAUGCUUGGAACUGCAACUUUAGUAAGCAAGAGAAAAUGUAAACAUAGUUCGCUAAUUUUCUAAGAAACACAUUAUGCAAAUAAAUUAGAAUUUAUAAGAA